Messenger RNA from Dendrobium catenatum, 1067 nucleotides. Its product is annotated as nascent polypeptide-associated complex subunit alpha-like protein 1. Gene Ontology annotation, biological process: protein targeting to membrane. The transcript is spliced from 4 exons. The coding region runs from base 133 to 738 and encodes 201 amino acids. Lineage: Eukaryota; Viridiplantae; Streptophyta; Magnoliopsida; Asparagales; Orchidaceae. The record is from RefSeq and is a predicted model, not a curated record. Gene Ontology annotation, cellular component: cytoplasm; nascent polypeptide-associated complex.
AAAAUAGGAAUCAAUCGCCAGGGCACAAUGAGCCAUUUAUCUCUUCUUUGUGUGUAGGAUUGUCAUCUCGCUCGGACUUAGGGUUUCUUAAGAUUUUUUUUGGCUUCGAAACAGUAGCGCCGACGCGUCGCCAUGAGUGCCCAGACCCCCGAGGAGCUCCUCGCCGCUCAGCUCGAGCAACAAAAAAUCAACCUUGAUGAGCCUGUUGUUGAGGAUGAUGAUGAUGAAGAUGAUGAUGAGGACGAUGAUGAUAAAGAUGAUGAUGAUGUGGAAGGUGCAGGAGGUGAUGCAAGUGGUAGGUCUAAGCAGAGCAGAAGUGAAAAAAAGAGCAGAAAGGCCAUGCUGAAGCUCGGAAUGAAGCCAAUCACUGGUGUUAGCCGUGUUACAGUAAAGAAAAGCAAGAACAUACUCUUCGUGAUUUCAAAGCCAGAUGUAUUUAAGAGCCCAAAUUCAGAUACAUAUGUCAUAUUCGGGGAAGCGAAGAUCGAAGACCUGAGCUCUCAAUUGCAAACCCAGGCUGCUGAGCAAUUCAAGGCCCCUGAUCUGAGCCAUGUGAUAAGCAAGCCGGAGACAUCUACCAUUGCUCAAGACGACGAAGAAGUCGAUGAGACUGGUGUGGAGCCAAAGGACAUUGAGCUUGUGAUGACUCAGGCUAGUGUUUCAAGGGCAAAAGCUGUGAAGGCUCUUAAAGCCGCCGAUGGUGAUAUUGUUACUGCAAUCAUGGAGUUGACCAACUAAAUCCAGAUUGAACAUCUGGAUUUGGUUUUUCUUUUAUUGUUGAUGCACUUUUUGUCAUGGAUUUCAGAUUUCUUCCUUGAUUACUUCUACAUUCCCUGUUCUUCAUCUUUCAGCCGUAAACUUACUUUAAUAUUAUGGUACUCAUCUUUGUAAACUGCUUUUCGUUGAUUGUUUCUUGGAGAGAUUUUAUCAAGGCUGCAUUUGUCAUGUUUUCUUGUUGCAGAAUGAAAAAUGUCUUUCAGAUGUUCAGACCUGGAAGAAUAUUUGACGUUUUUGCCUUCAUAAAAUGUAGGAAUUUCAAAAUGCAUGAAAACUGAAGAAUUAGUGUA